Molecule: messenger RNA, 221 nt
Organism: Cylicostephanus goldi
Lineage: Eukaryota; Metazoa; Nematoda; Chromadorea; Rhabditida; Strongylidae
Source: the annotation of a GenBank genome assembly
UUGCCAGUUUUCAAACAAAAGGAGUCAAGUGUGCGACGUCGAUACAGUGAUUUUGACUGGCUUCGUGGUGAGCUAGAGAGAGACAGCAAGAUCGUUGUUCCGCCAUUGCCUUCGAAGUCUUUGAAAAGGCAACUUCCAUUCCGCUCCGAUGAUGGCAUUUUCGAAGAAGAUUUCAUUGAAAAUCGCAGGAAAGGACUCGAAGUCUUCAUCAACAAGUAAGA